AGCUUUUUUUCCUUUAAGAGAUUGUCUAAUUACAGUUGGUUGGUAACCAUAAAAUGUAAUAACUGGCAACAAAAGAUAAUUUCUACAUUUAAUGAAGUUGUUUGCUGAGCAAUAAGAUAUAACUGCUUUGAUACAUACAAGUUACAGUUUAUGCUGCUACUUUUUAAACAUGGUAUUUUUCCAUGUUACUAGGUUGUUUGGGAAUGGAACUGUUACACUUAAAUGGAAAUUGAAUUAAUUUAGUGCACCAAAAUAGCAUUGUAGAAGGGUUUGGGUGCCUUUUCAAUGAAUCAGAGCAGUGGUCUGACACGCAUUCUGUAGGAAGCUGAUUUAAGUGAGGUGCUAUCCUCAGACAGUGACAGCCUGUGCAGGAGGAUACAUCCACACCAGGGAGUCCUUGCUCCCAUAGGCACUUUCUCUGAAAUCCUGGAUUAAUUUUUCUCAUCUUUGUGCUUAGCUCUCACCUGGGUCUCUGUGCACUUUUUCCAGUGGUGGCUGCAGCCUGCACCCUGCUGCCCUGCACUCCCUCCGUCUCCAGGAGCCAGCCUGCCAUGGGCUUCCUCACCUUCAUCUCAUCCUGAGAGGGAUUUUAAAAAGUGUUCAGGUCUAUGGAUUGGAGCUGGGUUAGUGUUGACCUUUGGGGAGCUCAGGCUGCUGUUUCUGUCUGACAGGAAGGAGGGUGCAGAGGAUGCUGCUGAGAGUGGCAGGAGGGUUGUGGCACAAGCUUGUUGAGGGGCUUGUCCAGCUGAGGCCCUACUCUAUGUCAUUAUUCUGAGAAGUAAAUAGAUGGUGGGGUGGUUGCUGUGGCAGAGGAUGGAGACCAUGGUCCUCACUCUGUGUGACUACUCUGGCACAGUAGUCUGUGCUGCUUGUGCAAACCUUUCUCAGCCCCUCACUUGGCCCCAGCCCUGAAUCUUGGGCAGGGAGCACAAGGUAGGAAUGGCCCCAUUUCCUGCAGAGCUGGCUUCCUUCACUCCUCUGUUAGGGCAUAAUUUCAUCAUAUCUGUUCUGGAGCUGGUGGGAGCUUGGGUUGAUAUGUGGAGUUCCAUCAGUGUUGUCAGACAGCGCUGGAGAGAGGUUGAAGCUGUGGGCUGAUGUUCAGAGCCUCCCUUCCGCCAAGGAGCUCAGAGUAUUUUCCAUCCUUGUCCAAGGCAGGGGCUGCUUCUUGGUUGGCUGCAUCCCUCCUCCCCUGGGACCACUCUCUUCCUUUGCCCCUCUUAUUUCCCAGACAGAGGUCACUGCAGUCAGCACAGUCUGGUGGGAGCUGCUGCUCCAAACCCACCAGCCCUGCCCUAAUGUGGUCUGGGAUCUCUGGUUCUCACCACGCACAGGCUGAGCCUGGAGGGUUAGCACAGACACAGGGCAGGGGACCAGCUCUGAUUCAGCAGGCACCUCAGUGUAACCAAAGCAAGCUCACCCUUGGUCCCUUAUCGGGAAACAGAGAUAGAUAUUCUUAUGGUCUUGCUCGCAGAUCCUGCGACGGUCAUAGCUGCUUUGUUAUGGAUCCAAGGGUGAGGCACCUUUACCAGCACUGGGAUGCUGCAACUCUCAGGUCUUUGAGAAACACAGAAAAGGUGAAGCAAUCACACUCUUUCCACUUGCAUCUGAAACAAGAGGACAUGGUUCCCUCUUGUCUCCUGAAGCUGGUGAGGGCGAUGCCUUAGGCAGUACAGCCAUGGCUUUCCUGGCAUGUGGUGCAGGAAGCAGAGCUUCUCCAGGAAGACGCCAGAGGAACGAGCUCUGACCUGCAUCUCUAUAGGAAACCAAUGAAGAGCUAAAACCAUCAGCACCCGGUGACUGGGGCAGCAACAACUGCUGGGGAUUUUCUGACCUGUUGGGUACCAAGCUCCAGAGCAGGCCUGGAGCUGGAUCCCUGAGAAUCCGAGCCCGUGGGGGUUUGCUGGGUCUCCCCCAGCACUGCUGACAACUGCUCUCCCCUCUGUACCACAGGGUUUGCCCCGGGUUUCAUUCGCCUGGCCCUUUUGGAUGGAUGAUAAAACUGGCAAACAAAGCUGUGGCAUUGCAGCAAUGCCCUUUGGAGGGGUGUUUUUAUUUUAAACUAAACUGAAGCAAAAUUCAGGGCUUGUACCUUUUAACACCUGCAGCUCCCGAGGAACAAGUUGCACCUCUGGGUCAUUUCCCCAGGCAAGCUUUGCUUGAUGACUAUGUGAUGGCUUUGGAUGGGCCCUUACCCCUUAGGGGCUGACAGAUGGGUGAUGGGAAUCUUUUGUCUGCCUGUCCCCUGGUGAUCAGAAGAGUAUAGGGAAAUGCCAGUCCCAUUAGCUCUCCUUUUUGCAGACAGCAAGAAGCUGAUCGUGCAGCGGGGUGGGGGUAGCUGCUUGUGCCCAAAAGCAGCAGUUCUGUCCCACAGCACCUCGUGGCAGGGAUGCCAGUUCCUGGAUGCGGGGAGAUGUCCUGGCGUGUAGGGUUCUGACUUUCUUUUUGUGCAUAAAAUCACCCAUUUUCCCCGCAAAGUUCAGAAGUUCAGGCUAUUUGGGUUCUGCAGAUCCGCCAGAAGUUCAGACUGUCUGGGAUCUGCAAUAGACUUUGUAUACGGUCCCAUUUGUCUAUCACCUUUAUCUUCAGGAGUUCAAACUAACCAAACUGGGUUCUGCAACGAAUUUUGCAGCUUGAGGUUGGUAGAGACAUUAAGACCCAUUUCUCCUAAUGACCCUCACCCAUCGAGCUGCUUGUAAAGACAUUAGCACCCAUUUCUCCUAUCACUUUUCUAGUCAGAAACUGGUUUCAAAGUUGCUCAGGCCUUUGUGCAAGACAGCUCUCCACAAAUCUUUCUUCUGCAUGACUCAAGACAUGACUUGCCACCCCAUGAGAGGCUGUUCGGGCACAGGCCAGCUAUUCAGAGCAGCACAUAGCCAUGUUUGCCACUGGCCGGGCACCUGGCCACCACCUUUCCUGUUUACCCCAGGGUGACAGCAGGGCUCUGUGUCUCUGGCUGUGUGGGAGCAGGUAGUUGGGUGUUUACUGAGCAAGCAUCCGCCAGUGCCCAGCCAGCACCCGGAGCUGGUGGGAUCCCACCCUGUGCUGAAUAGCAGUGCUGCGUUUAGGGCUGGAAAUGGUUACAUGAAGAGCUGUGCCUUGUGGUGCCUGGUCCUAGGAAACCCAGCCCUCAGCUCUUUUCCUUCCAGGUGUUACUGGUGUAUCCUACAGCUCCAUGGCAGAGUGGCUCGCUUUAUUUGGAGGCAUCUUCUGGCCAUGCACAUCUGGAUCCAGGAAAGGCCAAAGGGAGCAUCACUUAGGCUUUUGGUCUUCAUGUUUAAGUUGCUCCAGCUGGAGUUCCCUGUGAGAACUUCUCUGAAUGUGCAGAGCAGUGCUGUGCAUCGCUGUGGGAGCCCUCCUGGGACUGGGGCCCUGGGCCGGGGAAGCACAGCUCCAUCAGGCUGCUCCAGGGUUUUGAAUUCUCCAGCUGGUCGGGGUACUGCAAAGGUCUUGAGAGGGCAAUGUAUUGUGUCUUUUUUUAGGGCCUGUUAAGUGCUGUAGCUGGAGAAGAGCUCUGAUAACUAUCUAUUCUGAAGAGCUUUCAAAAAUUGCUGAAAUUUCCCCAAAACAGUGUAAGAAUGGGCUGCUGGUAGAUGAAUGUUUCUUACUGAUAGCAUCUGCUUUAGAUGUUUCUUCUCUGUGGAGAGAAGGGGCGUGAUGAUGGAUUUGCUUCAGUACCUUUAUUUUUUUUUCUGUAAUUAGCUCAUCAGUCCUCUGUGGCUUGGAUAGAAACUUCAACAGAAAUUGUCAAAAUAUUGACUAUGAGAUGUUUUUAAAUUGAAGAGUCCAUCCUGAUGCGGCUACAUUUCUCUGUUUUCUUCCUGUUUUUACCCUGAAAAAGCCUCACAGGAUCUGUGUUUAUGAACAGGCAGUGUAAGCUUUGUGGUUUUCUUUCUCCUGUAUGCUGUCACAUUGUCUAGCAGCUGUGGAUCUGGGGGGAUCCUUGCUUGCUGCAGGUUCCUUUCAGGGAAGCUGCCACUUUUUGGUGUAGUGAGAGCCUGAGUAACUCCCCAUUUCUAUGACAACAGUUUCACUUCAUGGUGGUGAUGUCUUCAUAGAUAGUUCACAAAGGCAGCUCCCAAAGCACGCCCCAACCCUGUUUGCUGUAGUGUUCUUGCUACCCAUUUCACCUUUCUCUCCAGCAGAAUCCCACAUUUUCCUCAUUUGUGUUUUUUCAGCACCACUUUUGACUCUUUCUCAAUGAACCGAAGAAGACUUAUCUAAAUUUCUUACAGAAGCAGGUCUCAGGUGAUACUUUUAACAAACCCAGAUCCUCUAAAAAAAUUUAAAAGUUGCUCAAGGAUAGAGGGAUUGGUGGUGCUGACCCUAGAGAACAACAGAACAGGACUUGAGGGAGAGAAGGGUAAAGGAAAAGUCCCCUAGAACAGGUCUCUGCCUCAAAAUCCAGGAGGACGGAGGAGCUAUUUGAAUCCCUUUCCCAAGUGUGAGCCUGUGCUGGAAUUGGAAUUAAGGGCAUAAAGAAGUUCCAUUUCUGUCCUUCCCCUCUGUUUCUCCUCUCACUGUGGGAUCUCUGACAAACUUCUCUGUUCCAUAGCAGAGGGUCAGGAGAGAGCAGAGGCCUUGGUGUCACCAUCACCUUUUCCUAGCACAGCUCUAACCUCGCAUCAGCCAAGGGAAGCCUCUGACUUCAGUCCAGUGAUCACUGCCAUUCCUCAGACAAGCCUGGAGAAAAACUUGACCGCUGCAACACUCAGUGCCACUGGUGCCCACGCUACAGAGGUGGAUGGUGCCUUCAUCCCCACCACCCUCAUGGCAGGCUCCAAGCCAGAGAGACUGCAGGCUUCUACCACUGCCCGUCCUGGGGACAUCACAGUUACACACCCUGAGCGUGGCAACAUGAGCUUGUCAGUCAACAGCAGCACUGAAAUCCCCUCCCCUACCUUGACUGCCAGCACUCUGGAAGAAAACCAGACCAGCCAUGAAGCCACAGAACCUUUCAGCACAACUGAAGAACCGGAUGAUGCCAGCAGUGCAACCCCCACGCCUCCUCUGAACACUGUGCCUGCAUCAACUAACAGCUCUCAGUCAGGGCUUUUUGAUGGGCAAACCCUGAGGCCCACAGAAGCAAGGUCUGAAACCAAGCCAGGAACGAGCCCUGUGGGUGCCACAGAGGAGAGCACUGUGGGGCCCAGAACGUCCUCUGCUCCCUUCUCCACUGCAGGGAGCACGUCCAUCGCUACUGCCUCCAGGACUUUGCCGGUGACACCUCUCGUGACCAGCUCCACCUCUGCCAGCACAGCUGCCAUCCCCACCAGCACACCUACACUGGCACAGUCAUUGGAGCACAGGCAUGAGAAGACUUCUGUGUUGGAUGUUGGUGACGAUGACAACUCAGAGCUACCCAAUUUGGCUGGUAAAACGAGGGCUGAUCCCUUGGUAAUCACUGUGAUCUCUGUCUUCAUUGUCAUGGUGGGCAUCCUGGGCCUGGUGGGCUUCCUGCGAUACCGCCAGCACAACAACCGCAUGGAGUUCCGGCGCCUGCAGGACCUGCCCAUGGUCCCUCUCCUUCCAUCCAAGGUUUGAAUCAAGACAGCAAGUCUCAAGGCUGGGUACUAAAGAAGCUCUCUGCCUUCCCCUCACUCUGCAGGGGAAUGCUGAGAGGUUAGAGAGAGGAAGGAGAGCUCCAUCCAGGCUUGUCCUGAAAUGACACCUUCCUAACCUCUCCUCCUGUUUUCUGAUAUAUUUGCUUUGUAACUAUGACAAAGCAGAUUUUAUGCUCUGUUUCAGGGAGGUUGACUGUUUGUCUGUCUGUCUGUCUGUGUUUGACCCUUUGGGAAUACAAAAAUCUAUGAGGCUGGACUAGCUCUGGGGAAGCUGCAAAUAACUCCCUGAAUGUUUUGGGAUAGAGGAGUACCACAGCUAGCAAGCAAGCUGGUGCUGUUUCAAGCUGAGUGGAGUUUUCAACAGCCAGAGUUUUCCACAUCCCUGCAGCAGCCAGGCAGUUCCUGCACACACCUCUUCUCUCCAAAUGCUGCAGCAGGAGGGAGACUGACAAUUCUGAGAUCCAGGAACUGCACAGUGGCAGCAUUUAGGUGGAUGGCUGAGAAGCCACACCGUGGCUGAGAAGGUUGUGCUGACUGCACAGCAGUCUCCCAGGCUGGGACCAUGAUGCCAUCAUGCAGACAUCUCAUUAAAGCACCCUCUUCUCUGCUUCUAGGAUGACAUGAUGGAGGACACCCCUCUCUCCCUCUACAGCUACUAGGCAACCAGGCUGUCCACUGCCCAGAGGAAAAGGCCUUGAGGACUUGGUCCCAGACGAUCUCCUGAGCAAUGAGGGGCUGUGAUUUGCACACAACUGAAAGAUCCUUUUCAGAUGGUUUUUGGUUUUAGACAUUUUAAAUAGUUCAGUGUUGAAGUUCUUAUGCUGCGAAUCAGAGCCCAAGUCUGACCCCUUUCUCCAGGCUUUCCUCAAAACAAUGCCCUGAAGAGGUGUCUCCUCCUUUUAGUGUGGCAACCAAUUAGCCAAGACAACCUUUGCCAUGAUGUUCUGCAUGGAUCUCUUCUGUUCAUCUUGGUGGCUGCUGCCUUCAAAGGAGGUGGGCAAGUGAUCCAGACUAGGGCUCUUAACGCUGGUGGUGUCAGCACAGUAGCAGCAAAGGAGACUGCUGUUUUCUGAGGAAGCCAAGGAUGUGGAAAUCAGUUCUCUUGGGCUCCCUCUUGUUCUGUAUUUUUAAGGUUAUUUGUUUUGGGGGUUGUCUUGCACUUUUUUUGUUCCUGUUUCAGCUUUAGUCCCAGGAUUUGCAUUACCCGUCCUGAAACACCUACCAGGAUAAAAGACUACUCUGCUUCCUUCCUAGAUGUAUGCCUUUUCUCUUUAACCAGGGAAAACAGUUUUGUGGCCACUGGAGAAGUGCCCCUGCUACUUGAUGUUGCUUUGAAGUUGCUGGGAGGAAAAUGAACAUAAUGUUAGCUUAACUGAGCUUGAUAGGACUCAGUUUAUUGCCAAUUAGACACACUAAUUUGGUCUCUCCAAAAUUACGAAACCGUGUCUCCUACACUUGAUGCUUUUGGCAUAUGUGUAAACUCCUUUUUCCAGGCUCAGUAAAUGCUCUAGUCCAUUUCCCUGCCUGGGCUAACACAAGCUUUUCCUCAGGUACCUCCCAUUUUGCUUCUAGCAUCUGGUUGCUGGAAGUUGUUGUACAAAACUGGUACUUCGCUCUCCCUCCUGUGCUAUGCAAAGUCAAAGCUCCUCUACUUUCUGAUGUUGGUCUUUUGAGCCAGUUGGUGUCUUGUCAUGAGGAUAGAUCCUGGAUGUAGGUGCCUUCCCUUUCUUGGUGUUAUGCUGAUUAGAUUCUGCACUUUUGCCUCAAAAUAUCACUGCUGUAGACUGCAUCCAAGGCUCUUGAGGCCUCUCAAGGAAACCCAUAGACCAGAGCCUCUGAGUGUAAAUCAGAGGAUCUUUUGGUGCCCUUGCCUCAGAAACACCAGAGUGUGUGUGACAUGAGAGUCUUCAUGUAAUUACACCUGCUCCUGUUUUCUAACUCACAUUUGACUGCAGGUAAAUGGAAACACAUGCCUUCUCUAGAGUGUUUGAUUUUUGACUAACCCAGUUGCUCCCUCAGGAUACAGCAAGGGCUAGAGUUUAUCUGCCACAUUGCUCUUACAAGCCUCAGUUUCUCCUCUCCUUUCAAUAUCAGCAUCACUGAACCCCACAAAGGACAGAUACCAGACCUCACUUGCAAAAGAACCCUCUUUUUCCCAGUGCUGUUACUGGUUGUAGCAGGGAAGGGGGAAUUUCCCCAUCAGCUGAGCUCAAUUUACCUGGAAACCCCAGAGGUAGAGCAGAACCAGUUUGAGCCAAAUAGAUGAACUGGAUAUGGCAGCAGGUCUUCCUCCCUGUGUUGCUGCUUCCAGAGUGGCUGGAAGCAGAAGUUCUGCUGUUGGCUUUGGCCUUCCAUCUGUGCAUUGAUGCCCAGUAAAAUAGGGAGGAGGGCUGGUUCUCUCCUGUGAUUGCAUGAGAACUAAAGAGCAAUUGUCACAACUCCAAAGCUUUUGUAUCAAGCCUUGUCUGCACAGAGCAAUCUCCCUAGCUACAGACUUGUUUCCCCUGCCGGAGGGCAGGGUGCUACUGGUUUUCGGCACAAAGUUGGCAAGUUAGUGGUGGAAAACAGAACUCCAUCCUGGCUGGAACUGGUGCAGGCUGGCAUAUCUGGGAAGUGUGUCUGCACACAAUCAAAAGGGCAGGGGCUGGUUGUUCUGGUUUCCCAUGCAUCACUGUCCAGGGGAAAGGGAUGAGGAGGAAAACUCGCCCAACACCAAAGUGCAACUUUGUUUGUAAAAUAUGUUGAUAGUGGAUUUUUUUUUUCUGCAAUAAAGUUACAAAUGCCAAAAGUG
Messenger RNA from Cyanistes caeruleus (blue tit), 8352 nucleotides. Lineage: Eukaryota; Metazoa; Chordata; Aves; Passeriformes; Paridae. The record is from RefSeq and is a predicted model, not a curated record.